This is a messenger RNA of Catharus ustulatus (Swainson's thrush), 1952 nucleotides long. It is a transcript of the gene DLK2, whose product is annotated as delta like non-canonical Notch ligand 2. Gene Ontology annotation, cellular component: plasma membrane; protein-containing complex. The coding region runs from base 120 to 1310 and encodes 396 amino acids. NCBI's taxonomy places the organism in Eukaryota, Metazoa, Chordata, Aves, Passeriformes, Turdidae. The record is from RefSeq and is a predicted model, not a curated record. The transcript is spliced from 6 exons. Gene Ontology annotation, molecular function: calcium ion binding. Gene Ontology annotation, biological process: establishment or maintenance of epithelial cell apical/basal polarity; heterophilic cell-cell adhesion.
GUGCUGGGGGCCGGUGAGCCCUCGCAGCCGCAGCUCCCCCGGGCCGUGCCGGGGUCCCUCCCCACCCCCGGCGGCGGGAGCAGGGCAGGGGUGUUCAUCUCGGUGGGGCCACGCUGACCAUGCUCAGGAGCUUCUGUCUCCAGCUCAUGUCCUUGAUUUGGAUCCUCUUGGCCCAUCACCAGCUUGUGCAAGGGGAUGACUGCAGUGAGCGCUGCAAUCUCGCCCAUGGCUGCUGUGACCAGGAUGGGAAGUGCAGGUGCGAUCCAGGCUGGGAGGGGGAGUACUGCGAGGAGUGUGUGCGUAUGCCGGGCUGUCUUCAUGGGACAUGCCACCAACCUUGGCAGUGCAUCUGUCACACCGGCUGGGCUGGCAAGUUCUGUGACAAAGACAUACACAUCUGUGAACACCAGUCCCCCUGCCAGAACGGGGCACAGUGCAUCUACGAUCGUGAUGGGGAGUAUUCCUGCUUGUGUCCAGAAGGUUUCCACGGGAAGGACUGUGAGAUGAAGACGGGGCCCUGUGAGAAGGCAGGGUCUCCAUGCAAGAAUGGUGGGCAAUGCCAAGACGAAAAUGGCUUUGCCAGUAACUUCACCUGCCGGUGUCUCGCUGGCUUUGUGGGGGCUCUCUGUGAGCACGAUGUGGAUGACUGCCUGAUGCGCCCCUGUGCCAACGGGGCCACCUGCCACGACGGCGUCAACCGCUUCUCCUGCCAGUGCCAGGUGGGCUUUGAAGGGCGUUUCUGUACCAUCAACAUCAAUGACUGUGCCAGCCAGCCGUGCAAAAAUGGGGCAAAGUGCUAUGACCGCAUCAAUGACUAUGACUGCUUGUGUCCUGACCGUUUCACUGGCAAAACCUGUGAGAUCUCCGUCCCUGAGCCCACCUGGUCUCCUCCCUACCACCCUGCAAACCAUGAGAAUGCUGGAGGUGUGAAAAGCACCACUAGUGAGAUGCCGGGGGUGACGCAGCCGGAGCCCAUCAGGACUGUGGUCACAGGGCGGCGUGUGGCCAACCACAGUGAGAAAGAGCCAGGGGGAGGGUUGUUGAAAAUCUCUGUGAAGGAGGUGGUGACCCAAAGGGACUCAGGGCUGAGUGAAGCCCAGCUGGUGACAGUGCUGGUGUUCGGGGUGCUGACAGCAGUACUGGUCCUCAUCACUGUCCUGCUAAUGCUGAGGAACUGGCAGAGAGGCCGUCAAAGGUCGAACUGGUGCCAAAGCCCUUCUCAGGCUGCAAGAAAGCUCCAAGACCAGGAGUGUCAGGUGGGAAUGCUCAACACCAUCUUGAUUGAGCCAAGGAAGACCACAGAGCUGUGAGCUGCGAGGACUCUGAACCAGGCCCUGGCAGGUCAUCGUGCUGGCAAACCCCUCGAACUGCACCCUGCGGAGCCACACCGGCACCGACUGGGCAGCGGGGAAGGGCUCCCAGGGCGGCAAACACAUCAACAAAACCCUGGGUGUUGAGCACUGGUGUGAUGCCCCUGCCUGGGUCUGAGCUGUCUCCUGUCUGGCUGCCUCAGCUGGCACUCACGGGCAUUUGAAGGCAGGGCUGUGCUGGGCCAGCCCUGCAGGGGAGCGAUGGUGUGCUGCUUGCAGCAGCCCCUGCCAUGCCAGCACUGGCACAUCUGACACCAGCACUCAGAAACAGGACAGGUAGUGCUGAAGAGGGCACAGCCCUCUUGCAAGCCCAAAUACUGCCAGACCCUUUUUAGCUCCUCUCUGUGACUAUGGGAAGGGGCUUUAUCCUCAUUUCUGCUGGUGUUGGGAUGCUUCUUCUGGGGCCUUUGGGACAGUUGUGGCUGCAUGGGUCUGUCUCCCUGCCACAGUACUGUAUGGGGUAGCUCCUGACUGUUUCUGGAGGCUGUCAUUUCAGAUGCCAUGUCUCUAGGGAGUGAGAAAACACCCUUGCUUCCUGGCCUUGUGGUUCUGUGAGCCAGUUCAAAGAGACUUCAAAAAUCA